GCGGACGGGCCCGGCACUCGCUUCCGGUUUCCGCCGGAGCCUGGAGUCGUUGCGCGCCGCCGUCAUGGCAGCGGAGGAGAAGGACCCCCUGAGCUAUUUCGCGGCUUACGGGAGCAGCAGCUCCGGCUCGUCGGGCGAGGAGGAGAACAGCGAGCCCGAGGAGACCCGCGACAGGGCCCCCGAUGCGGCGGGGAAGCAGGCGGAGAAGCGGCUGCCGGGCCCCGACGAGCUGUUCCGGAGCGUGGCACGGCCGGCCUUCCUCUACAACCCGCUCAACAAGCAGAUCGACUGGGAGAGGCGCGUGGUCAAAGCGCCCGAGGAGCCUCCCAAGGAGUUCAGGAUUUGGAAGUCCAGCUGUGUGCCACCCCCAGAAACAUACUCAGCCGAGCGGAGGCCGCCACCGCCAGAGCUGGACAUGGCCAUAAAGUGGUCUAACAUAUAUGAGGACAAUGGCGAUGACGCCCCCCAGAAUGCUAAGAAAGCCAGGCUCUUACCAGAAGGGGAGGAGACAGUGGAAUCUGAUGAUGAAAAAAAUGAGCAUACUUCUAAAAAGCGCAAAAUAGAACCAGGAGAACAAGCCAAGAAGAAAAAAUAGAAAACAACAAAUAAUGCGAUUCUAUGGACUCUGAAGCUUGUUGAAAUGGUUUUGGGGACAGAUUAAGUUGAUACUGAUAAGUUAUUAUUACACAACAUCUCCAUGAAAAUGCAAGCUAAUAAUAAGUAUUGCUGCAGGAACUUUACAUUUUAGAAUUCGUUUUUAUUUAAAACUUACGUGUAUUUAAAAUUCAAAUGGUGACUUGUGAUUGAUUGUGAAAUUGACGGUUGGAAGCAUCCUUGCUGUCCAUGAUUGGUGAUGUGUUUGGAGAGUUUUGUCACUUGUUGACAUGCCAAUAUACUAUGAACCUUUUAUAAAGGAAUAUAUUUUUAAAGUAAAUAUAUUGUAAUGUACUGUGAAUUUGUAGGGUGCUUUACAACAGUGUUUAUACAGUGUAUAUAGAUCAUGGAAAUAAAAUUAUUCACUAUUAGUAUUACUGCAUAACAAACAUUUGAAUAUUUGUGACAAGUACCAUUUGCCAUAUUAUGUUUCAAAUUGUAGUAGUAGAUAUUACUACUUAAGGGAGUGCCUCCUGCAUUCCAGGUGCUUUGUGUUACUUCAAUCCUCAGACUACCCACUAAAGCAAUAUAUUAACCCUAAUAUAUUAUAAUAGAGAUUAAUUUUUCUUCCUAAUGAGAGAUGUAUAUGAAAUUUGACUCAUGACUCUGAUUUUAAAAUCAUACACUAGCUCAUUUAUCUAUGCACCGCUCAAAAUUUAACUGCUGUUGCCAUCUCUUCCAGCUGCUCUUCUGGGAUAGUAGAUCUUCACUGAUUGUAGUACUGUACUUGUCAGGAAUAUCUAAUACCAUGAUUAUUCACUGAAUGUCCACUAGUUUACUGAAGAUAAGGAUCUUAUGCAAGUCUAUCAAAAUACAAGACGCAGUCUAUCAAAAUACAAGACGCAGUUAAAAGGAGAAAUUUUUUUCUUACUCCCCAAAAAGAAAAUUUUAAAUAAACAAGUGUCCUCACCUAUACAAUAUUUGGAACAUACUUAAAUGAAAAAUGUGUUUAUCUGAAGUUCACAUUUAACUGAGCAUCCUGUGUUUUAUCUGGUAAUCCUACAUGUUCUUUUCUGCCCAGAUUCUAUUUUUUUUUCUUCCAGAUUCUAUUUUUAAUGUGUCAUAUGUAAUAGUACAUAAGAAAAUGAGCAAGAGGUAAUCAGGAAGACAUUCUUUAAUUUGAAUUUUACAGUUUGAAGUGCAGUGUAGUUGUUUGCAGUAUCUCGAUUAAAAAGAGGAUCAGACAUUCAAUCUUUUCAGGAUUCUUGGAUCUGUUAGAUUUAAGAGUUAAUGCAUAAGUCUACUAUACAUAAAAUGUAUAAGAAAAAUUAAAGACAUCUGUCUUUGAGUUU
Sorex fumeus (smoky shrew) is the source of this 1946-nucleotide messenger RNA. RefSeq names its product chromosome unknown C1orf52 homolog (gene CUNH1orf52). Lineage: Eukaryota; Metazoa; Chordata; Mammalia; Eulipotyphla; Soricidae. The transcript is spliced from 3 exons. The record is from RefSeq and is a predicted model, not a curated record. The coding region runs from base 65 to 595 and encodes 176 amino acids.